CACUAGACUGUCAAAGCUUUAAGUCAAUUUCACGUUGUACACAUGAUAUCGGAAACCACCGACUUAUUUUGAAACCUCCAUUGAUAUCCAAUAAAAAUUUAGAACAGUAGCUUGUAUAAUACAAGGAGCUGUUGCUAGCUAGGUAAUGCCAUCGCUUGACAUGGAGAGAGUUCCGGAAAAUGGAUCAGAUUGUGAAACAGCGGAACAAAGUGAGGAAGAAUCACAACCUAAAAAAGUUCUAAAUAAGAAAAAGCCUAAGAAACGCGGAAUUAUUUACCUAUCUACCAUUCCACCUUAUAUGAAUGUUGCAAAAAUUAGAGAAAUAUUUAGUCAAUUCGGUGAUGUCGGAAGGAUAUAUUUACAAUCAAGUGCAAAACCAGGAGAGAAAAGAAAACGCGUACCAAAUCUUUUCACAGAGGGUUGGGUAGAAUUUGAAAAGAAGAGAAUCGCUAAAAGUGUGGCUGCAAACUUAAAUAACACAAAAAUUGGAACGAGAAAGAGAUCGCGUUAUUAUGAUAUGAUAUGGAAUAUUAAAUAUAUUCCUAGGUUUAAAUGGAUCCAUCUAAGUGAAAGACUGGCCUAUGAGAGAGCAGCUAUGAAACAGAGACUCCGAGCUGAAAUAUCACAGGCUAAGAAAGAAGCUAAUUAUCUGCAGAAUAACAUUGAAAAAAGUAAAAAGAUAAAGAAGUUCAAAGCCAUGGAGAAAGAAAGCGCUUAAACACGAUUUCUGGAGUACAAAAGUUUUAUAAAUUAAAUCUAUUUUUAUCUAGAA
This is a messenger RNA of Danaus plexippus (monarch butterfly), 772 nucleotides long. RefSeq lists its product as uncharacterized. The transcript is spliced from 2 exons. Gene Ontology annotation, cellular component: nucleolus. The coding region runs from base 146 to 718 and encodes 190 amino acids. The record is from RefSeq and is a predicted model, not a curated record. Lineage: Eukaryota; Metazoa; Arthropoda; Insecta; Lepidoptera; Nymphalidae. Gene Ontology annotation, molecular function: RNA binding. Gene Ontology annotation, biological process: endonucleolytic cleavage to generate mature 5'-end of SSU-rRNA from (SSU-rRNA, 5.8S rRNA, LSU-rRNA); endonucleolytic cleavage in ITS1 to separate SSU-rRNA from 5.8S rRNA and LSU-rRNA from tricistronic rRNA transcript (SSU-rRNA, 5.8S rRNA, LSU-rRNA); endonucleolytic cleavage in 5'-ETS of tricistronic rRNA transcript (SSU-rRNA, 5.8S rRNA, LSU-rRNA).